Aspergillus terreus NIH2624 is the source of this 429-nucleotide messenger RNA. RefSeq lists its product as uncharacterized. Lineage: Eukaryota; Fungi; Ascomycota; Eurotiomycetes; Eurotiales; Aspergillaceae. The coding region runs from base 1 to 429 and encodes 142 amino acids. The transcript has a single exon. The record is from RefSeq and is a predicted model, not a curated record.
AUGGGACAUUCCUCACCCCAUUCCCGGCUCCGGACCCUUCUCUCCGCCAUCCAGGCUUUGGACGUCCCCGGUUUCGAAGAGUUCACGUGGCAAGCUGAGGCCGAGGCGAUUUCCCACCAACCCGAGCCAGAGCAUGAGGUAGAGCUCGGGCGUGACGCGCUGGUGCCCUGCGAUUUGCUUCAUUGCAUCGGCGGUGUUGCACGGAUGAACGAAGAACAUGGGGGCCCCGGAAUGUGGAUGGUACUACGCAACAUGAGCACUGGCACCGACCUUGUUGGACGAUUGACAAGCACCUACACCCAGACUAAUACCGCCCAUGACCCCGACGCUUUGGAGUUCCUUUCUGUACUGGGGUGGGACCAUAUACCGGUAGACCUCAUCUAUGCCCAGUGGUUUGGGAUGGCCUGUCUGCCGGAGGGUGAAGUAUAG